Herpailurus yagouaroundi (jaguarundi) is the source of this 954-nucleotide messenger RNA. RefSeq names its product chymotrypsinogen 2. Gene Ontology annotation, molecular function: serine-type endopeptidase activity. Gene Ontology annotation, biological process: proteolysis. The transcript has 7 exons. The coding region runs from base 76 to 867 and encodes 263 amino acids. NCBI's taxonomy places the organism in Eukaryota, Metazoa, Chordata, Mammalia, Carnivora, Felidae. The record is from RefSeq and is a predicted model, not a curated record.
AUAACAGCCUGGUGCACAGGGAUAUAAUGGGGAGCUCCCAAGGCAGGGACCCUAUGUCUCCUUGACCACGGCACCAUGGCCUUCCUCUGGCUCCUCUCCUGCUGCGCCCUCCUGGGCACAGCCUUUGGCUGCGGGGUCCCCGCCAUCCAACCUGUGCUGAGUGGCCUGUCCAGGAUCGUCAAUGGAGAGGACGCUGUCCCGGGCUCCUGGCCCUGGCAGGUGUCCCUGCAGGACAGCACCGGCUUCCACUUCUGCGGGGGCUCCCUCAUCAGCGAGGACUGGGUGGUCACUGCUGCCCACUGUGGUGUCAGAACCACCCACCGGGUCGUGGCCGGAGAGUUUGACCAGGGCUCAGAUGCUGAGGACAUCCAGGUGCUGAAGAUUGCCAAGGUUUUCAAGAACCCCAAGUUCAACAUGUUCACCAUCAACAAUGACAUUACCCUGCUGAAGCUGGCCACGCCUGCCCGCCUCUCCCAGACUGUGUCCCCUGUGUGCCUGCCCAAUGCCAAGGACAGCUUUCCCGCUGGGACCCUGUGUGCAACCACGGGCUGGGGCCUGACCAAACACACCAAUGCCCAAACCCCUGACAGGCUGCAGCAGGCGGUCCUGCCCCUCCUGUCCAACACCGAAUGCCAGAAGUUCUGGGGCAGCAAGAUCACCAAUCUCAUGGUCUGCGCUGGGGCUAGCGGCGUUUCCUCCUGCAUGGGCGACUCUGGCGGCCCCCUGGUCUGCCAGAAGGAUGGAGCCUGGACCCUGGUGGGCAUCGUGUCCUGGGGCAGCAACACCUGCUCCACCUCUAGGCCCGGCGUGUACGCCCGCGUCACCGAGCUCAUGCCUUGGGUACAGCAGAUCCUGGAAGCCAACUGAGCCGUCAGCCCCACCGUGACCUCCCUGCUGACCUGCUCCCACAGAGUCAAUAAACCAAUAAAAGACACACUGAUGAUGGUGUCUCCU